Aspergillus ochraceoroseus IBT 24754 is the source of this 1236-nucleotide messenger RNA. RefSeq names its product protein gprD (gene gprD). Gene Ontology annotation, cellular component: plasma membrane. Bases 1 to 1236 code for a protein of 411 amino acids. Gene Ontology annotation, biological process: adenylate cyclase-activating G protein-coupled receptor signaling pathway. Gene Ontology annotation, molecular function: G protein-coupled receptor activity. The record is from RefSeq and is a predicted model, not a curated record. The transcript is spliced from 3 exons. Lineage: Eukaryota; Fungi; Ascomycota; Eurotiomycetes; Eurotiales; Aspergillaceae.
AUGUCUGCCAUUAUUCGAGUGUUAUACUUGCUUCAUCAUGACCCUCCUCCCAUGGUGCAGCUAAUGCCCCGAGAUCGCGACACGGAACAUCAGCCCUUGGCAGGAACAGAAAGGGUUGGAUUCAUUGCCAUCGGUGUAAUCGCCCUUUGCUCCUUCAUCACAGCCUUCGGAUUACUUUCGUUCCUUACGUACCGUUUUAUUUUCUGGCAGCAUUACUAUAAACGACCUCUUUCGCGCAAUCAAUAUGUCUUGCUGAUUUACAAUCUUCUACUCGCGGAUAUUCAACAAGCCACUGCGUUUCUACUGUGUCUCUACUGGGUUGGCAAGGGCUCGGUGUAUCACCCAAGUGCUGCUUGUGUCCUGCAAGGCUGGUGGAUUCAGACAGCGGACCCUGGUAGCGGUCUGUUCGUAAUUGCCAUUGCAAUGCACACUGGUGCUGUUGUCCUGAGAGGGCCCUGCAUUGUAGGACUUUGGAUCUUCAUCAUUCUUUUGGGCGUGAUCCCGGUGGCACUAUACGGCCAUGAAGCGUUUGUCAUAUCCGAAGCUGGUUGGUGUUGGUUAGCCCGUGAACACAAAAGUGAACGCCUUUGGGGUCACUACUUCUGGAUCUUUCUUGCCGAAUUUGGAGCGGUUAUCCUAUACGGAAUCAUGUUUAUCUAUCUACGGCGUCGGACCUCAGAGUCAGCCAAGCUUCGCCAGCACCAUCAGGACCAAUUGAAGCGCCUAAAUCGUGUUGUUAUUUACAUGGUGAUCUACCCAUUUAUGUACCUGAUGUUGUCUCUCCCCUUGGCCGCUGGAAGAAUGUCCAGCUCCCGCCAUGUGGUUCCUAGCAAAAUUUACUUUGCUGUGGCAGGAUCGCUGAUGGCCCUGUCCGGACUGGGGGAUACGAUUGUGUACACGCUUACGCGGCGCCAGCUGCUUCUGGACACAGAAAUAAGUUCAUCAGACAAGGUCUAUGGAGCCUACUCCGGCUCACACUUCCAUCAAACGCAUAUCAGCACGGUGCGUCGAGACUCUACACGUAUCCGUAUGGGAUCCCGCAUUCGCAGGGGUUUACAAAGUGUCAAUGCCACGUUUAAUGAUGACCGCGAUGGUUCCACCGAGGAUAUUGUGAGGAAAGGAGACAUGGAGCUGGGGGACAUUGGUCAUGGGGUGUAUCAGGAAACCACGAUUGAGAUCACACACGAACUGGCAGAUUCUGGAGAGAUGCAUGGACACAGCAAUCGUGCCACUUAA